UCUAUCUUCACCCUAGCUUCCUUCUUCACUUCUUCUGGUAGCAUUCGUUGCACGCACACAGACACACACACUCACACUCACUCAACAAUCUCAAUUUUUAACCGUAGGAUUGAUUAAAAUGAGAUCAUCAACAAGUACGUGGAUUUCAUCCAUGAAGUUGUUCCUAGUUUUAUUUGUAAUUGUUUCCUUUGCCAUGGCGAUUAAAUUCUCGACUCCGUUUAUUGUUGAUUUCGUAUUUAAUCAAUUACCAGUGAUUUGGUCUAUAAUUCUGUCAUGGACGAAGCCUCCUUAUUUAUACAUAAUUAUCAACGGCAUCAUCAUUACCAUCGCCGCCACCUCGCGCUUUCACCAAACUACAUCCUUGCCAUCCGUUCCGCCUCAGCGGUUAGUUUCAGUCAAAACACCUCCGCCGUUAGAUUUUCCCUCCUUUCCAGUUCAGCCGGAGAUUAGAGCUGUAGACGUACCCCCACUGCUGGAGUAUGAGAGUGAGAAGAGGAUCGUGGAGGUGAAGGCGGUGCUAGUAAAUGGCACAAAAGUCGAUAUCGACCAAACUGAAGAAGAAAUUGAAGCUGAUACUGAACUUGCCGGUGAAGAUAAGUUUGUUACCUGGAGUUCUACGUGGACUCCGCCACAUAGGAUAAUUUCUCCAGAUGUUCAAUCGGAGCUUCUACUGCCGGUAAGGGAGAAACACUUGGCUCCAUCAACAUUUCGUCACCGGAAAACUAACAGAGCCAAUUCUAAAGGUGCAAAGGUACCUAAAGUGACAAGACAGAAACGGCAAGAGACAUUAGAGGAUACUUGGAAGAUAAUAAUGGAAGCGCGUCAAGUGCCACCCACAAAGUCAGAUACGUGGCAACGCAGUGGGCAUCAGUUGACCACAAGUAGACCGGAUCAUGUACCAAAAUCGAAGACCUCCAAGAACCGUGUGAACUAUGAGUCCCCAUUCGAAGCUCCAUUGAGAUUGUCCUCAAGUACGAAGAUUUCAAAAGAGUCAUCGUUGAGUAAAGAUGAGCUGAAUCAAAGGGUUGAGGCGUUCAUCAAGCAAUUUAAUGAGGAGAUGAGGUUGCAAAGGCAAGAGUCACUCAACCAGAGUAUGGAGAUGAUUAAUCACGAGGUCUAGACUAUACAGAUCAUUAAUUCCUGUUGUAUAGAAAUAAGUCAAUAACCUUCACAGAAGACUUACAGAACUCUCACACAGGGUGAACUUCAUGUGAAUAUUUUAUUGAAAAAAAAAUAAAAAAAAAUACCUGCUGUGCCCCAUCUAGAGGGAUUCUGUGACCCCUCAUGCUGUACAUAUAGUAUGCUUGCUAUACAGAUUUAGAUUGUGAUUUA
Molecule: messenger RNA, 1332 nt
Organism: Olea europaea var. sylvestris
Lineage: Eukaryota; Viridiplantae; Streptophyta; Magnoliopsida; Lamiales; Oleaceae
Exons: 2
Coding region: 119-1120 (333 amino acids)
Source: RefSeq, a predicted model, not a curated record